CUGACGUCGGCGUUUCAUUCACAGUACCCCACCACUCUGUUUUUCAGAUUCUAGCUAGCUUUUUAACCAAUAAGUUAGCAGUUUGUUUACAUGCCACAGAUCACUAACGUUAUAGCUAUAGGUACUAGAGGAUUUGGAUAAAGCUACCCCAAAAUAGAAAUGGGGGCAUUUUUGGACAAGCCAAAGAUGGAGAAGUUCAAUGCCCACGGAGAAGGAAACGGCCUACGCUACGGCCUGAGCAGCAUGCAGGGCUGGCGGGUAGAGAUGGAGGAUACACACACAGCUGUCAUUGGCCUGCCCCAUGGCCUCAACCCCUGGUCCUUUUUUGCCGUGUAUGACGGCCAUGCUGGCUCUCAGGUGGCCCGCUACUGCUGCGAGCACUUGCUAGAGCACAUCAUCAGCAACCCAGAUUUCAGGGGUGGGGGUGCAGGACCAGGAGGUGGAGAAGAGGAGGGCAGGGUAAUUCUGGACAGGCAUGGACACGAGCCAUCUGUGGAGAGCGUGAAGAGUGGCAUUCGCACUGGCUUCCUGCAUAUUGAUGAGCAGAUGCGAGCCAUCUCGGAGCGUAAGCAUGGUGCGGACCGCAGCGGCUCUACUGCAGUGGGAGUCAUGAUCUCACCUCGCCACAUGUACUUCAUCAAUUGUGGCGACUCGCGGGCCCUUCUCAGCAGGCGAGGUCGGCUCCAUUUCUUUACGCUGGAUCACAAGCCCAGCAAUCCACUGGAAAAGGAGCGCAUCCAGAAUGCCGGUGGCUCUGUCAUGAUUCAACGUGUUAAUGGCUCGCUAGCUGUGUCACGGGCCCUUGGUGACUUUGACUAUAAAUGUGUGCAUGGCAAGGGCCCCACAGAGCAGCUAGUGUCGCCUGAGCCAGAAGUGUAUGAGAUUGAAAGAUCUGAGGCGGAGGACGAGUUUGUUGUGUUGGCGUGUGAUGGCAUCUGGGACGUGAUGGCCAAUGAGGAGCUAUGUGACUUUGUGCGUUUACGUCUAGAGGUGACAGAGGACUUGGAGAGAGUGUGCAAUGAGAUUGUUGACACAUGUUUAUACAAGGGAAGCCGGGACAACAUGAGUGUGGUGCUGGUGUGCUUCCCUGGUGCUCCCAAGAUCUCGCAAGAAGCUGUGAAGAGACAGGCAGAGCUGGAUAAGUACCUGCAGAGCAGGGUAGAAGGUGGAGCAUCUAAAAAGAAAUGAGUUAUGUUGCACAGUUCAAAAGAGCGAGACCCCUAUUGUUGUUGAGUAAACUUAUGGUAGUACUUAUUACUUGCCAAAACAGACACUAAAUGUAAAAGUACCCACAGAACCCCAAUUUUAAGUGCGAAGGCACUUGAGUGUCUUUAUAGGCACCAUACUUUUUAAUAUGGUUUAUCCUGGACUUAAAAUGUCCUCAAGGGAAAUUGAGCUAAUUAAAAUGUUUGAAUGCCUAACAUAUAUAAAAUUAAAUCAUACAAAUUGACAAAAUGUAUUUUUUCUCACAGCUUUUCCAAUGAAGCAAGCUCAAUAUUGUAUCUUCUGGACCCGGUUUUUCAAAACAUUUAAUCUUGAUCAGAAUUAUACGGAUUCUGUAAUCCCUUAUUUUGCAAUCCAGGAUCAUAUAAAUCCGACCAAUUUUUGUUUGGCCAGUUUUUCUGAAAUAGGUAGGAUAGGCCCAUUCUGAUCUACAUAUAAAAAUGUCAAGGUCACAGAAUCUAGAUUAUCGGUGCUUUGAAUAUGCGUAAACCUUGUCAUCUACUGGGCAGGUUAUAUUACUACAUACAUGAAUAAAGGUAUUAAAGGACAAGUUAACCUUUUUUUUAACCAAAUCUGUAUUUUGGAUGUAAAUGGCAUGUUAAAAAAGUGCAGAGACACCUUUUUUGUGUGAUUUAAUUUGGUUUUGAGAAACGUACCCCACCAGCGAUAUACUUCCUCAUGUUUGUUCAGCAGUUGUAGGGGCAUGAUAAAACAUUAACAAAGGCUCUAAAAACACCCAAAUACGUCCUUUUAGAAACGACAACGCUCUCAGUAUAGUGAUGCAGGUCUUUAGAUGUUGUACACAUAAAAUGUUGUCAUUCCAAACAUUAUCUGCAACGUUAUAUUCUGUGUUGUGUGACUCGAGCUAUAGUUUUCCAUGUGCGGGCUACACAGAGAAGUAUAGCUCGAGAAUGUAAUGUUGCGCAUAAAGUCACUAUACUGAGAGUGUUGCCGUUUCAGGGCGUAUUUGAGAUCAGUUUUAAUAUUGCAGAUAUAUUGUGGCUUCUAUCAAUGUAAUUGUCUGCAUCAUUUCCAAUCCCCCAUAUAUUUAUUUUGGUAAAUAUAUAUGUUAUUUAAAAUAUUUGUACAAAUAUUUUUCCCUUCUUUAUUAUUUUCCCCUAAUCCUACCAACCAUCCUCUAAUUGGAGUAAAGUAAUGGACAACAAUACUUAAGCUUCCACUUCCAGCUUAUACAUACUACAUCAAUUUCAUGGACAAUAU
Coregonus clupeaformis (lake whitefish) is the source of this 2445-nucleotide messenger RNA. RefSeq names its product protein phosphatase, Mg2+/Mn2+ dependent, 1Ab (gene ppm1ab). The record is from RefSeq and is a predicted model, not a curated record. Gene Ontology annotation, biological process: positive regulation of canonical NF-kappaB signal transduction; positive regulation of canonical Wnt signaling pathway; negative regulation of canonical NF-kappaB signal transduction. NCBI's taxonomy places the organism in Eukaryota, Metazoa, Chordata, Actinopteri, Salmoniformes, Salmonidae. Gene Ontology annotation, cellular component: cytosol; nucleus. Gene Ontology annotation, molecular function: protein serine/threonine phosphatase activity; manganese ion binding; magnesium ion binding. The transcript has 3 exons. Bases 160 to 1188 code for a protein of 342 amino acids.